CCGGAUAAGAAUCGCUCACACGUGUACAAAUUCAGAAAUGUGUCUGGUAAUAUAGCAGUUCUAGAGUUCUUAUCUCUCCGGCAGCAAACUAGAACAAAAGAGCGGACUGUCGCUUGUUUUAUCUCAGUUUUCGGCUCACUAGUUACCAGAAAGAUGUUUCUCGCCGUUGUCUGUAUGUUGGUGUGUGCAGUUUCUGCACAAGCCCCCGUUCCCUGCAGUUCACCACCACAAUGGGAAGGCCGGGAGAUAAGGGUUGACCCCUCACAGAAGUACGAAGAGAAACGAUUUUUGGCUUAUGAUGAAACACAGCAGAGAGAAAGAAUCAUGACAGAAAUAGAAAUUGGGUCGGAGAAGAAACUUUACGAUAUCCUUAUCUUACACCGUGAGAAUAAAAUGUAUGCUGUGGACUUUUUAACUAAGAAAUGUAAUAUUACUACCAUCAACCGUCCUUUCCGCCCAAGGGGUGUCAUUCCCGGAUCAAAAUUCGAGGGCGAGGUUGUCAUAGGGGCUGCAGCAAUCCCCAAUGAGUCUGUCACUGUCCUGGCAUUCUCUGGAAACUUUACUGGAGAGGCUUAUACUGGGCUGGUCUCUUCACCAGACUGUUUCCCCAUCCAAAACAUUCACUUCUCACAGAAAUAUGGAUUUGAACAAUCUACAUACUAUGACAUCAAAGUUGGAAUAUCAGAUCCACAACUCUUCCUCCCACCUAGAGAAUGUACCACACCCCCACCAGGGUAUUAAAAAAACGUCAUCAGAAUUUCACAGAUGUUAGGAAAUUAUAUUACCCCUCAUGUCUUCAUCAACUCAAAGAAUUUAAGCGACACGUUUAUAUUGUAGAUCCCAAGAAG
Molecule: messenger RNA, 848 nt
Organism: Saccostrea cuccullata (small rock oyster)
Lineage: Eukaryota; Metazoa; Mollusca; Bivalvia; Ostreida; Ostreidae
Product: mammalian ependymin-related protein 1-like
Exons: 6
Biological process (GO): cell-matrix adhesion
Cellular component (GO): extracellular region; lysosome
Molecular function (GO): calcium ion binding
Source: RefSeq, a predicted model, not a curated record